Molecule: messenger RNA, 489 nt
Organism: Rhagoletis zephyria (snowberry fruit fly)
Lineage: Eukaryota; Metazoa; Arthropoda; Insecta; Diptera; Tephritidae
Source: RefSeq, a predicted model, not a curated record
AUGUUUUCAGUUUUUAACAAUAAAUUAUUGUUAUCUUCCCGUAAAGCACUGAUCAGAUUAUUCACGCGGGCAUUCUCAUUUCGAAGAGCGACAACCACAUUGUAUAGAGAUCCCAAUGUAACUUGUUGCUUAUUGGUAUUUGUAUUAUCAUUUGAAUUACCAUUUAGCUUUAAAGAGCCAGCGGGCUUUGAUUUCACAGAGUUAGAAGAGUUCGAAGAGAUAGAUUUGGUGAUAUUAGAAGUUUUUGAAUUUUCCUCCACGACAACGGGCGGAGGAGGCGAACGGAGGGAAUCACGACGAGCUUCAGCACAGCCUUUACAAAUGAAGCUCUUGUCUGAGCUGAGCAAAAAUUCUGCAUCUGCCGAAAACACAAGAGUCACUGUCUCAAUCAAUAUCGUGUUUUCAUCAUUGCAAAAAAGCAAAUAUAUAAAAGAGUCAAUGUCACAAUAGUUAAGCUGAUAUUAUGAUUAAAAUCGAAGAGCGAAGAAA